Messenger RNA from Cuscuta epithymum, 1337 nucleotides. NCBI's taxonomy places the organism in Eukaryota, Viridiplantae, Streptophyta, Magnoliopsida, Solanales, Convolvulaceae. The record is from the annotation of a GenBank genome assembly.
CUCCAAGAACCUCAUUUUUCUGCUUUAUCUUUGUAAUAUGGUAUCAGAUUAGCCUAAACACGAUCUAUAUUCUCUCUUCCGUUCUUCCGUUGUUAUUUCAAUCGAUUUCUACAAUCGGUUCUCCUUAAUUGAUUUCUACGAUCGAUUCGUUCAAUCCUACUAUGAAUCCUCCAAACCCUAUUGAGGAUCCUACUUCUCCUUACUAUCUUCAUCCAGGAGAUCACUCGGGUACCCGCAUCAUCUAUGAAACCUUCACAGGCGACAAUUUCAGUGCAUGGAAGAAGUCAGUUGUUAUGUCCUUCACGGUCAAGAACAAGCUAGGGUUUCUGGAUGGAUCGAUCAAACAACCUUCAACUGAUGAUCAGAUGCGUUAUUCUUCUUGGUAUCGUAUCAAUGCUCUUCUCCUAUCUUGGUUGAUGUAUUCUAUUUCUCCUGAUAUUCGUUCCACUUUUCUGUACUUUACUGAUGCCAAGAAUCUCUGGGAUGAGAUCAAGCUUCGUUAUGAUAAGAGCGAUGGUCCCAGGGUUUUUCAUCUGGAGAAAACCCUAACUAAUAUUUCUCAAGGAACACAAACCAUCACUGCUUAUUAUAAUCUUUUUAAAAGUCUGUGGGAUGAAUAUGUGAAUUACCGCCUUAUUCCUACUUGUAACUGUGGUCUCUGUACUUGCAAAAUCAAUGAAGUUUAUCAAAAAUUGCUUGACCGAGAUUCUGUUAUGAAAUUCCUCAUUGGUUUGAAUGAAUCUUACUCUAAUUUGAGAAGUCAAAUUCUUCUUCAACCAAAUCUGACUCUGACCACAGUAUACUCUUCUUUUCUUCAAGAAGAAUCCCAAAGAUCUCUUCAGAAUCCUACUGGUUCUAUUCCACUUUUCACUGAUCAAUCCUCUGCUUCUCAAAUCCCUAUUCAUGACUCCACUGCUUUUCUUGCCAAAUUCCAUUCUUCUAAAAAGAAAAGCAAUGUUACUUGUACUCACUGCGGUUACCAAGGUCAUUCAGCUGAAAAAUGUUUCCAAAUUAUUGGUUAUCCCAACAACUGGAAAGGACCUAAAGGUCAAAGAUUUGCCCCUGGUUUCAAAUCUUCUCAACUUUCAACAAAAACUCCUCAAGCUCAUCUAGCAAAUGUUUCUGAGGAAUCUAUUCCUAAUGACUUGGAUUUCUGUGAUCCUGACCUUUACAACAAGUUUCUUCAGUUUAUGCAUACUCAACAGACAAAGUCUGCUUCUGCUAAUGUUGCUUCUGCUAAUGUUGCUCUGGCUAUUAAUGAUGCUGGUGAUACUUCUCUCACCAAUCACAGUGAGUUCAUAGGACCACCUUACCAACAAAAUCAUUGGCUUUGCUGA